AUGUCUUCCAACACAACUCAAGCAACUCCAGAUACUGCCACUCUCCGUUCUCUUCGUUCUCUCUACAAUGCCAAUGAAAUUACAGUUGCCAUGAACAUUGCAAAAUCACGAGAGAGAUGUAGAUGGGCAGCUGGCUAUUUUUGUUUCCUUUCUCUCGGAAGUUUAGGCUAUUGGGGAAUUGCAAGACGUUUUCCAAUCGGUGUGUUACUUCCAUUGAGUGCUGUAGGAGGCUAUACGUUGUGGGAAUAUGAUUUAGGAUAUGGAACGAAAUUGCACCGAAUGAGUCAAGAAGCACAAAAUAUUCAAACCAAGGAACGAUAUAAAUAUUUUGGAAAAUAUUAA
Molecule: messenger RNA, 342 nt
Organism: Naegleria lovaniensis
Lineage: Eukaryota; Heterolobosea; Eutetramitea; Acrasida; Naegleriidae
Exons: 1
Coding region: 1-342 (113 amino acids)
Biological process (GO): positive regulation of plasminogen activation
Cellular component (GO): plasma membrane
Source: RefSeq, a predicted model, not a curated record